Messenger RNA from Elgaria multicarinata webbii, 1053 nucleotides. RefSeq names its product coiled-coil domain containing 160 (gene CCDC160). The transcript has 2 exons. The record is from RefSeq and is a predicted model, not a curated record. Lineage: Eukaryota; Metazoa; Chordata; Lepidosauria; Squamata; Anguidae. The coding region runs from base 1 to 1053 and encodes 350 amino acids.
AUGUUCAAAGCUUCUUCGAGUUUUGUCAGUGGGAGAAAUACAGUACGCAUUUACAAAAGUGACCAGGCAAAGGAAGCUUUUGCAAUGGAGAGCUCAGAUCACCAUUGGUUGGAGAGGCUAUUUCCUCCUCAUUUCAGUGAGGAAGACUUCUUUCGUGGAGCCCAUCAGCCUGAACCACUAAUUUGCGAAAAGCUGGCUUUGGAGAGAGCAAGGAGAACUGCAGAACUUUACAAUAUGGCAACAGCCAAGCUUCAAGCUGACCAAUGGUUGCAAAGGAAGGGAUCUCCUUCCAAACUAAUUAUAAAUGAGCAUGAGCCAAGCUUAGCAGGGACAAAGAUAAAAUCAAAGGAGGAAACAGAAAGGGAUUCUGCCUGCUGCAGAUCCACUAAUUUAGAUGCUGCAUCUGAAGAAGGCAUGGUAAAGACAAAAGGUCACUGUAUCUGGAAUGCAAAGGAAUUUGCGGCUUUAAGGCAACAAAUGAAAAAGGAGCAUUCAGGAAACCUUGCUUUAAAGCUUCAGCUGUCCUUUCUAAAGGCCGAGUUGGUGGAACUUAAAGCCAAAUGCAAAAAAUUAGUGACUGAAUUUGAACAAGCUCAGGAAGAGCUGAGCCAUUCCAGAAAAGAGAGACUGUGUCAGGCUGCCCAGUCAGAGCAGAUUCAAAGGCAAUGCUUCGAAAAAGACUCCAAGAUCGAAGCUUUUCAACGAGAUCUAUGUGAGAAAUCGGGAAGCAUCAGAAGCCUGAAGAAGGAGCUACAGCAGGCCCGAGAAGAAAUCUUGCGCUUCGAUCUUCAGAAGAAGGAUUUGCAACAAGAGUUGGAGAAGCUCAAGGAGCAGAGAGAUUUUGAAAACAAGUUAGCGACCGGAAAGGUGAAACUGCAUUAUGAUAUGAAAGUUAGAAAAAUACAAAAGGAGUUGGAAGAGGCCAAAAGGGAACUGAGUAUCGAGAAAGCCUUGAACACUAAAAAUACUAAAGCCCUAGAAAUGCUUAAGAAACAUUUCUCAGGCCAACCAUCAUCUGAUGUUGUUCAAAAUCUGAGGCUCUACUUUCUUUAA